This is a messenger RNA of Aegilops tauschii subsp. strangulata, 953 nucleotides long. Lineage: Eukaryota; Viridiplantae; Streptophyta; Magnoliopsida; Poales; Poaceae. The record is from RefSeq and is a predicted model, not a curated record.
AUGCAAUUAAAUCUGGAGCUCCUCUGCUCCCAAUGUUAUAUCUACCGCGUACGGAGAGGGAAGAGCCGUCGAGUGGAUCUCGUGGAGGGGGCCUCUGCUGGCCGCCGGCCGCCGGCCCCCGGCCUCUGCUGGCCGCCGGCCGCCGGCCCCCGGCCUCCUCCCUGGUCCGGUAAGUCCUGUCGACCACCGGCGACCUGCUCGCUGCUGAGUGUGUGCAGCGGCCCGAAGAGGCACGUCCAGCCCGGAUCUCGCAAGACAGCGAUAUCAGGCACGGGAUUGGCUGGGCUAGGAGCGGUUGGCAGGGAUUGUUUUGGUGAUAUUGUCUUUUCAGUGGCUUCCUAUUUUCAUGGAUGCUCGGAUGCAGAGGAAGCUGAAGUCCAGGUCCUAUCUUUUGGCCUCAACCAGGAUCGUAAAUUGAAUUUGAACAAAGUGCAGAUGAAGACCGAUUGCAUCACAGUAAUGGCCGCUGUGAAUGAUUGUAAUGUUAGCAGGGGCAGCUCGUGGGCUUGCUAUGAUAACUCUAAGGAUAUUAAGGAGGUUGGAGUUUGUUCUGUUUCCAAAGUCCAUAGGGAGAGCAAUGUGGUCGCGCAUGAGCUUGCUGCCCAUGCUAGAGUGAAUGGGGAUUUCUUUGUGUUAGUUGAUGUGCCACAAGCUUAGAAACAUGUAAUUGCUUCCGAUUGUAACCCAGGUUUAUUGAUGUAAAUGAAGCUCUCCCUUUCCUCAAAAAAUAUAUAUUUCUUUUCUAUCCUACCUAUUGUUUUCUAAAGCCCUCUAGUUGUGAGUAGCUAUGAGUAGAAUGGUGAAUCUUAAAUAAUGUUUUCUAGAGUAUUCCAGCUAUAAGUGGGAGUAUGUGAAGGCUUCAAGAGCCCUAUAAAUUAGAGAUUCUCACCUCUACUUUAUAUCCAGACUAUGUACCCCCACUAUCUAUAAUAGAACUUGAUGUUUUUAUCUAA